Molecule: messenger RNA, 2384 nt
Organism: Achroia grisella
Lineage: Eukaryota; Metazoa; Arthropoda; Insecta; Lepidoptera; Pyralidae
Gene: SmydA-4
Product: SET domain-containing protein SmydA-8-like
Exons: 12
Coding region: 365-2053 (562 amino acids)
Source: RefSeq, a predicted model, not a curated record
GCUUAAUUUUAUUGUGUCAAGUCGCAGUCUCAGUGCGCCAUAGUUAACCGUUGUGCGCCAGAAAACGGUCGCGCGCCACCAUCUUGAGAAUUUCCCGCCAAUUGUUUAAUUUCAGGACGAAAGUUUUUAAAGUGACAAAAGGAAUAAUAAUAUAGUGCCAUUUAAUAGUAAUAAAUGUUUUCAAAUAUUAAAGUGCAAAUCAAUUAGAAAGUGGUAUUUUACUUGUUACGUUUAAAAGGUUGACCUCCACGCGGUUCCCCCUGGAAACCAUUAUGACAACUUCCUGCUGAUUUGUCACGAUGGGCUGACUGACGUCAUGCUCAUCUUAUCAUCCUCCACUGGUGCCCCGCCAGCGUAAACCGUAAUGGAAAAGGAAGUAAACCUACGAUUUCGACCUGGAAGAACGUCUUCCACACUCCGAACACCCCAAAGCGGCUGCACACGCGCUAUGAACAAGAAAUCACACAAGAAAAAGCAAAAGAAGAGAGCGAGAGAUGGGAAGAAUAAAGAGAAUGUCAUCGACAGGGAUGGAAGUCCUGAAGUUCUCGAUAAUGAAGAAAGUCAACCGCCAGCGGCGGAGAAGAAUCGCUGUUAUGAAAUAAAGCAUUCAGACAUAAUGGGCAGGUACCUGGUAGCUACCCGUGACAUCAGAGCUGGUGAAAUGAUCAUCGAGUCUCCAGCGCUGGCGGUGGGCCCGUGCACCGGCUGUGCGCUCAUAUGCCUCGGAUGUUACAGGGAGCUGGACGAAACCAGCGUCUAUAAAUGUCGUGGUUGCAAAUGGCCCAUGUGCAGCAGCUCGUGUCCCGGCCAGGGUCAGUACACCGGGCACUCCAAGUACGAGUGCGACACUUUGAAGGCCGUCCCACCAGAUUACUGUGAUCUCAUGGACCUGAAGGAUUCGUAUCAGGCGUUAAUGCCGUUGAGAUGUCUACUUCUAAAAGAGGCUGAUCCUGACAAAUGGUCUGCCAUAUGUGCCAUGGAAGCCCACAACGAGCUGAGGCGUGCCAGAGGCGACAUCUUCCCUAUGAACGACAGGAAUAUCGUGAGAAGAAUGAAGAAAUGGGGCCUGAAAUUCGAAGAGGAAGAAAUACACAAUAUCUGUGGCAUACUAGAGGUGAACGCGUUCGAGGUGGGCGGCAGCGGUGCGACUGCACGCGCGCUCUACAGCGACGCGCACUUGUUGGCUCACGAGUGCACGCCCAGCACUACGCACACGGAUGCUGAGCGUGCCGUCGGCAGGCCGCUCGCCGUACGCGCCUCCGUGUCACACCGCGCUGGUGACCUCAUCUCUCUGUGCUACGCGUAUACCCUGCAGGGUACACUGAAGCGACGUGAGCACAUAAAACAAACCAAGUUCUUCGACUGCUCGUGCAAACGUUGUUCGGAUCCCACUGAGCUGGGAACAUAUGCUAGUGCGUUCAGAUGUCCCAAGUGCACUGGCAGAGUACUGUCGACUGCACCACUUGAUCCUGCUGCGCAGUGGAGUUGUAUCGACAAUGGAUGCACAUACAACAUGUCAGCAUCAGCCGUACAAUUACUGGUGAAGAGGCUAACAGACGAAUUUGAGCAAAUAGACGUCAAUGACGUUCCCGGAUAUGAGAACUUCCUCCAUAAGUAUAGGAAUGUACUCCACAACACGCACUACCUCUGCUUAUCCGCUAAACACUCACUCAGUCAACUGUAUGGGAAAGUGACAAAUUACAUGAUUCACGAGAUGCCAGAGAUGGAGCUGAAGAGGAAAAUUGAUAUAUGUCGAGACCUGAUGAAGGUUUUUGAUAUCAUUGAACCGGGGUAUUCAAGAUUGAGAGGAGUAACACUGUACGAGUUACAUGCCCCGUUAAUGAUUCUGACUACAAGGGAUUUUGAAAGGAAAGUUAUAUCAAAAGACAAUCUUCGGACUCGUCUCAAAGAGAUCGUGGGGUAUUUAACAGAGGCUGCGUUGAUCCUCGGUUUCGAACCAGCACAGUCGUCCGAAGGCCUCAUGGCUUCAGCUGCUCGGGAUGCUCUGAAGAAAAUAAGAACUUGGGAGCAGAUCAUCGGCAAAAUAUCAUGAGAGUCAGCUUCUAUGAUUUGUAAAAAGACAUCUUUUAAAACCGAACACUAAGAUCUGAAAUUGCUAAGGAUAGUCUAAAAUUUAUGGUAAUUUGAAAAAAGGCAGUUCAUUUACUACUAAUAAACUGCAUUCAUGGUAUGAUUUGCAAACCAAUUUGUUGGUCCGAUUUGUCGGAUUACGAUUUGUAUGUAAAGAGCCUUAUUUCUUAGCCAGGUCAACAUUUAAGAGACACAAUCUCGACGUGGUCGACCAAAUGCCAAAUCGCGUAGUACCUACAUGCUUUAAAUAAUUCUGUUAAAAGUAAUUAUAAAUACAAUUAUCUAUAUAUAUG